This is a messenger RNA of Neohortaea acidophila, 657 nucleotides long. Its product is annotated as ubiquitin-conjugating enzyme/RWD-like protein. Gene Ontology annotation, molecular function: ubiquitin conjugating enzyme activity. The transcript has a single exon. The record is from RefSeq and is a predicted model, not a curated record. NCBI's taxonomy places the organism in Eukaryota, Fungi, Ascomycota, Dothideomycetes, Mycosphaerellales, Teratosphaeriaceae. Gene Ontology annotation, biological process: protein polyubiquitination; proteasome-mediated ubiquitin-dependent protein catabolic process. The coding region runs from base 1 to 657 and encodes 218 amino acids.
AUGGCGGAAAAAAUCCUGCUCAACGAGUACAAAGCCCUCGCCAAAGAGACAUGGACCAACAUCUCCCUCAUCCGCGAGAACAUCUUCGAGUGGAGCGUGGCCCUCGUCGUCCUCAACCCCGAUUCCCACUACUACGGCGGCUACUACAAAGCCAUCAUGAAGUUCCCGCGCAACUACCCCUACGAGCCCCCGGACUUUCGCUUUGAGCGUCCCCUCUGGCACCCCAACAUCUACCCCGACGGUCGACUGUGCAUCAGCAUCCUGCACGCCCCGGGCGAGGACAGCAUGAGCGGCGAGCUGGCGGGCGAGCGAUGGAGCCCGGUGCAGCGUGUCGAGAGCAUCCUCAUCUCCGUCAUCAGCCUGCUCGACGACCCGGAAGUGAGCAGCCCCGCCAACGUCGAUGCCGGUGUCAUGCUGCGCAAAGACCCCGAGGGCUUCAAGGAGCGUGUACGUCAGGACAAGGAGAAGAGCAAAGGUGACAUUCCCGCCGACUUCGACAUGCCGACGCACGAGAGCGCCUUCCGCAAGAGCGAGGCAGAUAAGGUGGAGCCGAACUUCAGCUGGAGCGACUCGGAGGCCGAGGAUGACUUUGGGGGAAGCGAGAGUGACGAGGAGAUGUUCGAUGACGAGGACGAGGACACCGAAGGGGACGCAUAG